AUGAGUAUCAUGACUAUCAUGCCUCAGUCUCAACAACCCAGUGGUGUCCCGAGCCAAAGGCAACAACAGCCUCAGCUACAGAUCCAACCACAACAGCAGCAGCAGCAGCAGCAGCAACAACAACCGCAACAACCGCGACGACCUCAUGGCCCCCGUCUCUAUCACAAAAAGAGUAGGACAGGAUGCUUCAGGUGCAAGGGACGUCGUGUUAAGUGCGAUGAGCAAAGACCUGCAUGCGGUGGCUGCAGUAGGCACAUGGUAGAGUGUGUAUAUCCUCCUCCGGCCCCUGCUGCCACCGAAGAGCCUAGACGGAAUGCAUCCAUGUCCACCAGGCGUGUACAAAGGCCGAGAACUCGACAGCACUCAUCUGACGGUCCAAGUUCUGGCCUGGGCGGCCGUCGCGGGCGGGAUACGGGAAGUGGUACGGACAAUCCCGCCUCGCUCUCACCCUCGACCUCGAACCAGUCUCCUCAAAGUGCGGGCCAUGACGAGCCACAAGAUCGCAAACCGUCAAUGAGCCAUCAUGACCAUCCCACGUACGAUCAAGGGCCGCCUUCAUCGCUUCGUCUGUCAUCCAUAGUACCAAACGUCGACCCCGAGGAAACACUGGACCCUCCCGAGUCCCGCGCCCGGCGGCUGACUGAGUUGCAACUCUUGCAUCACUACAUAUACCAGCAGGCGAAAACUUUCAAACGGGUUCUACCUUAUGACAGGACAGAAAAGGAUGGAAAACCCUCGGGGCAAGAGACGUUUCUGUGGAGCUAUGAGGCCAUUGAGAUGGCAUGGGAGUCGGACGGCAUAUUAUACGCCUUGUUGGCACACUCGGCACUGUGCAAGUGGACAAAGGCGGCCGCGAACUGCAGAGAAAGGAGCCAGAACGACGAAGAUUACGAACAGGGCCCCAAGCGCGACCCCGAAUGCGUCCGCUGGCUCGAACUGCAGUCGCAGUACCUCUCGAUGGCACUCCGUGAGCAACGUCGCGCCGUAGACACGCUCAGCAGAAGCACGGCCGACCUGGUGUGCAUGUCGGCCCUCACCAUCCUCAGCCACUCGUUCGCGCUCGUCCAGACGUCCCCGACCCGGCCCAGGUGGCAACCGCCGGUCGAGUGGCUGCAGAUGGGCCACGGCGCAGGCAAAGUCUUUCAGAUCGCAAAGAGCCACAUGCAGCUCGACCGCAUGGCCAGGUUCCUCACCACACCGCCGCACUUUGACAUAAAAGUCAUGUUCACCGAGCAAAACAUGGCUCCUUUGCUGUGGUUGAUUGAGCGGCCCUUCGCGCCGCCCCACGUCGAGCCGUCGCCCUCGGUCAUGUCGACGGCAUCGUCGUCGCUGGGCUCCAUGGAGGCGUUCAAGACUAGCAACAGCAACAGUCCCGUCCGCAGCUUGAUGGAAAUCAAGAUGGCAGCGUCUGGCCCAUCCACGCCGCCCGAGUUUGAUCCCGAAGGGCCGGACACCGAGCUUCAAGACGAAGCUAUCAAGGUAUAUCAUCGCGUGUUGAUGUACAUUGGGUGGGUAGAGCGUGCCAUACAUGCACACCACACGGCCGACGAGCCCCUGUUCGCCGUGUGCCGCCGCUUCGGGGCCUUUGCCGUCUGGACGCCGCCCGCCUUUCAAGAAUUCCUCAUCCAGCGCCGGCCGCGGGCCCUUGUCAUCCUGGCGUACUUUUUCAGCCUCUGGAUCCCCUUUCACGAGAUCUGGCUGAUUGGCAGCGCGGGCUUCGAUCAGCUCAAGGCCAUCCGUGAGGAGCUGCCGCCCCGGUGGCGGCAGAAGCUCGACGGCGUGGCGGAGAAGUAUGGCGUUCCCUGA
This is a messenger RNA of Pyricularia pennisetigena, 1806 nucleotides long. RefSeq lists its product as uncharacterized. The record is from RefSeq and is a predicted model, not a curated record. Bases 1 to 1806 code for a protein of 601 amino acids. The transcript is spliced from 3 exons. NCBI's taxonomy places the organism in Eukaryota, Fungi, Ascomycota, Sordariomycetes, Magnaporthales, Pyriculariaceae. Gene Ontology annotation, biological process: regulation of transcription by RNA polymerase II. Gene Ontology annotation, molecular function: DNA-binding transcription factor activity, RNA polymerase II-specific; zinc ion binding.